AUGUCGUGUGUGUGCCAAUAUUUUGUGACAUCGAAAAACCGAAAGCUAAUGGGACUCAACUCGGAUGGCAGCGAUGUAUCGGUGUUAACCCAAAAUUCGCUCGCUUUGACAAAAGAUGAGGCCAAACAGGACAGCAGCAGCAAAUUGAACGAAGAGGUAUCGGCCACAGAAUUGGCUGCGGCUAAAGCGGAAAUUUGGGUACUCAAAAAACAUCUCAACGAUGCACAAAUAUCCAUCGAGAACUUGGAAAAUUUAGUACGUACCAUAAUACUUAAACAGAAUGAGCUGCUGGGCGCCAUGUACGAAUUGAAGCAGCAGAAUUAUGAGUUGCAAGAUGAAUGUCGCAUGCAACGUGAUUACCAGAUGAUGGAACGUAACGCCAUGAUGCGCGAGAUGCACGAAAUCAAAACGUUGUUGAGCGACCGCACAAAGCUGCUGGAGGACACCGUCAAGCGGAAUUCAGAGUUGACGUCUGCUCUACAAGACGCCAACGAGAAAAUCUAUAUGAUGGGCAUGAAGUUUUUGAAAUUAAGAGCAUCGCGUUCGAAGCGCGUGAAUACCUCGAAUGUCUCGAACACUACAUCGGGUAGUAAUACGGAGCGGUCGAAUUCCGGUUAA
Messenger RNA from Rhagoletis pomonella (apple maggot), 618 nucleotides. RefSeq lists its product as uncharacterized. The record is from RefSeq and is a predicted model, not a curated record. Bases 1 to 618 code for a protein of 205 amino acids. NCBI's taxonomy places the organism in Eukaryota, Metazoa, Arthropoda, Insecta, Diptera, Tephritidae. The transcript has 3 exons.